Papilio polytes (common Mormon) is the source of this 5206-nucleotide messenger RNA. RefSeq names its product cAMP-specific 3',5'-cyclic phosphodiesterase. Gene Ontology annotation, molecular function: 3',5'-cyclic-AMP phosphodiesterase activity. Gene Ontology annotation, cellular component: nucleus; perinuclear region of cytoplasm; cytosol. Lineage: Eukaryota; Metazoa; Arthropoda; Insecta; Lepidoptera; Papilionidae. The coding region runs from base 399 to 2654 and encodes 751 amino acids. The record is from RefSeq and is a predicted model, not a curated record. Gene Ontology annotation, biological process: signal transduction. The transcript has 12 exons.
CGCAUGCUCGUCGAGUGGCCGUGUCGUAGCACUCCGCUUCUACAAGCUACGAAGUUAUUCGUAGCACAGUACUAGUGAUAACAAAAGUGACAUUGGUUUCGGAUUUUUUUUUAUUGUAUGUUAUUCUGUAAGUGAUAUAUAUUCUAGCUUUAUGAUUCUCACGGAAAUCACCAUCGAACGAAAUUUACGCCUAAACGCACCAUGUUUUGUUAGACUCUGAAAGUUUGCCCGGUAAACUAAUUUAAGCGUUUGCGGGCGUUAAUGGACUGCAGGAUAGUGUAGAACUUUGAGCAAACAACGCACAACGGAACCAUUGAUUCGUAAAUUGUGACGAAGUAUUGUUCGGAUAAAAGUGUAUUGUGCAAUUUGUUGACAUUUUGGAGGAUAGAGCGGUCGUGAUGUCGACCUGUGUAGUGGAGGAAGAUCGUGACGAGGGUGGCGGCGACAUCGUGGUUUGUGAGGAGGAGUUAACAGUGGAAGUGCUGCCUGAACGUCCUCGGCGCGAUGUACUUGUUAGUGCGCGCGGCAGGCGAGCAUGCUCGGAGCAGGGACCUCAUCCAUCAUCACAUCUCUAUAUGCAACAUGGGACAUCUCACUUAUGGGGUGCGAACAGCGGACGCCGCGGAUGGAGCCGCAAGCGGACAUCGGCGCCGCAGAUGGGCAACACGCAGGGCUCGAUGCCGCGUGUCGCGCUUGUGUUGAGGUCUCGCCGCAGCUGGCCUGUUGCUCCGCAGUCAUACCGCAGCUUCGACGUCGAAAAUGGCGGGGCAGCUGGCGGCGCGGGGGGCGCGCGCUCCCCACUGGAGGGAGGCUCGCCCUCCGCCGCCCUGGUGCUGCAGGCGAUGCCGCAACGCCGCGAGUCCUUCCUCUACCGAUCUGACUCCGACUUCGAGAUGUCGCCGAAGUCGAUGUCCAGGAAUAGCUCCAUCGCCAGCGAAAGAUUCAAGGAGGCUGAAGCUGCACAACUGGACAGAGCCCACGGCGAAGACUUGAUCGUGACGCCGUUCGCGCAGGUGCUGGCGAGCCUGCGCAGCGUCCGCAACAACUUUUUGUCCCUCACAAAUGUACCCGUCGCAAAAUCGCGAAGGUCCUCGGGGGUGGCUGCGGCUGUUACUCCGCAACCCAAAAACUACAAUCCAGGAGACGAAGCCUACAUGAAGCUAGCAUUGGAGACCGUUGAGGAGUUGGACUGGUGUUUGGAUCAGCUGGAGACUAUUCAAACACAUCGGUCCGUGUCCGAUAUGGCGUCUCUUAAGUUCAAACGCAUGCUCAACAAGGAACUGAGCCAUUUCUCCGAAUCCAGCAAAUCCGGCAACCAGAUCUCUGAAUACAUCUGCUCCACUUUCUUGGAUAAACAACAAGAGUUGGACUUGCCGUCCUUGCAAGUUGAAGAAAACACUGAACGCACCAAGAAGAAGGAAAAGCCGCGUCAUGGCGGACCUGGAGGAACCAUGUCACAAAUAUCCGGUGUAAAGAGAACACUGACACACACAAACAGCUUCACCGGCGAGCGCGUGCCGCGAUACGGCGUGGAAACACCGCACGAGGAGGAGCUCGGUCGUUUGCUUGGCGAGCUGGAUCGCUGGGGCGUCGACAUCUUCCGCAUCGGCGAUUUGACGUGCGGUCGCCCGCUUACAGCCGUCGCCUACGCCGCAUUCACAUCGCGCGAACUCCUCAACACGCUGCAGAUCCCUGCACGCACUUUCAUAGCAUUCGUAGUCACUCUCGAGGAGCACUAUGUGCGUGACAAUCCUUUCCACAACUCGCUGCACGCCGCUGACGUGACACAGUCGACGAAUGUGUUGCUCAAUACGCCGGCACUCGAUGCAGUAUUUACGCCAAUAGAAGUGUGCGCCGCAUUAUUUGCCGCCUGCGUGCACGAUGUCGACCAUCCCGGUCUCACCAAUCAAUUCCUGGUCAAUUCCAGCUCGGAGCUCGCUCUCAUGUAUAACGACGAGUCGGUACUCGAGAACCAUCAUCUCGCAGUUGCUUUUAAAUUGCUCCAGAACGACGGUUGCGACAUCUUCAUCAACUUGCACAAGAAGCAGAGGCAGACGCUGCGCAAGAUGGUAAUUGAUAUGGUGCUCUCCACGGAUAUGUCAAAGCACAUGAGUCUUCUUGCUGAUCUCAAGACCAUGGUUGAGACUAAGAAAGUGGCCGGUAGUGGCGUCCUGCUGCUCGAUAACUACACGGACAGGAUACAAGUGCUGGAGAAUCUCGUGCAUUGCGCAGAUCUGAGUAACCCAACCAAACCUUUACCGCUGUAUAAGCGCUGGGUCGCUUUGCUCAUGGAAGAGUUCUUCCAGCAGGGUGACCGUGAGAGGGAGCAAGGGAUGGAUAUAAGCCCGAUGUGCGACAGGCACAACGCUACUAUUGAGAAAUCUCAAGUUGGUUUCAUCGACUAUAUCGUGCAUCCGCUGUGGGAGACUUGGGCGGACCUCGUCCAUCCUGACGCGCAGGACAUUCUGGACACACUGGAGGAGAACCGCGACUACUACCAGAGCAUGAUACCACCGUCGCCGCCGCCGGCACCCGUCUCCGCUUCUCAUUCGGGUGCCGAUGACGAUCGUCCCGAGCAGAUACGCUUCCAGGUAACAUUAGAGGAAGGCGAGGGCUCCGAGGAGUGCGAGGGGGAAGGAGAUGGUGGGAUGUGACGGAAACUACUAGGAAUCUGCAAGAAACUCUCUGAGAAGAUGCAGGUGUGGUGGAAGCUCUGGCAGUAGACGCCCCGGGCGGCGCCCGUGUCGGAAUAGUAAUACACUUGUUAACGCUUAACGUCGGAGUCGUUUGCAGCACGCGCACGCUCCGACACUAUUUAUAUGAAUACUACGCAUUGUUGUCUAGAGUUACCUAACGACUCAAUAUGUCCCUCCAAUGACUGUGUAACAUUCGAUCGUCUAGAGUUUUUACUAUCCUUUUGUUUUGUCGUGUAACCAAAGAGUUGUGUGGUGGUUUGGCCGAGUCUGUCUCUCUCCCGUGUCCCUCGUGUCAGUAGUCGAUAUUCGCUCGUAACGUUACGGUGUAAGUAGCAUUAGAGGUCGGCGCCGCGUCACCGGCGCUGGCUAAGUAAGGACAUUGAAAACGCUUAUUAAUUGGUAUGAAAGGGUAAUUUAUAUUGUCAUAUCAUCCACUUUCUCAUAUUUAAUACGGGUUUGCGAUAAUGAUGUUAUUCACCAAAAUAUUAUAACAUUAUAAGUAUCCUAAUAUAAAAUACUAUUUUAAGGUAAAUUUUAAAAACGCCUUUUCGGAGUUGUUGUUGUAUCGUUUUUUCUGAAUAUUUAAUAUUCGACAUGUCUCUCGCCGAACGACACUACCGAGAACAUCUUGUUAAAUGGCUUUACUUGAUUUGGAUAACCUUGUAGCACCUCAUUUCUAACGAAGGAUCGCUGGCGAUCCCUUUAUUUUCUCUUUAGAGUAAUGUAUUAUUUUUGUAAAUUACGUAUUUUAAUUCUAGUUCCAUUCACCUAAAUAGUCAUCUUAAACUUAGGUAUAUUUAAAUAUCUUCGCGUAUGCAACUAACGGCUUGAGUCUUUAAACCGAACUAAUAGUACUAACAGAGGCGUGGUUUGCGACAGUACUAAUUAAGAGGCAUACGAUAGCGGCAUGGGCCGGGUCUUGCAAUAGUACUUCUAAGUAGGUAGUUUCCGAAACUGCGCACAACGCUGUUCUCUCUCGUAUCAAUGUAAAUGCUCAUUUCACACAACUCGAAGUAUAUCAAUAUAUAUGUAUCUGUAUCAUGUAAAUGUGCCUAGCUUGUUCUCGCGACGCCUCAGAUCUGAUUCCGCGGCUCGCAUCCUUUACUUGUAGCCAAUACCAAAGUAGUUAUUAGGUUUUAGAUGUCUCAACCCAAUAAUCCACCUUGACUACACUCAUUCGCGUAUUCAUUUACAGCGGGGGUGUAAUACUUAAUUACCUGUGUUAUGUGCAUUUCAUAGGAGCCGUCAUCUUAGUUUACGAUUUUAUUAUUUGUGAGCUGGUCUCUGUAUUUUAUGUACUCAAAAGAUAUUUACCAUAAACGAUCGUUUAAAUAAUUUCUCGCGAUCAUAUUGUUUUUUGCAAUAGAAUAAGAACAUUUAUUAACUACCGACAGUAUUACCCUGUUAUUCGCACUAAUCAUUCAUCGGUGUUAAGAAUGAAGGUCCAAUGUACAAUAUUUUCGUAGGUAAAUUAAGAUUCAACUGGCGACCAAUUCUGUCGCCUUUAACGUUCUUAAAAAAGUAAUUUCUUAUUUAAAAAUUUCACAGUAGAAUUCGAUGUGUCAAAAAUGACGAAAGUAAUUUGGAACGCUUAUCUACAGUAUGUAUGUAUGUUUAAACAAAUCAUUACGCUUAUAAACGAUGGUUUAAAGUUAUGGUAAAAUAACAAUUGUGUAUGUAUGUUAAUGUUGGGUAAAUAUAUUUGUACUAUAUUAUGAUCUGUGUAAAGUACUUUCUUACGUACUCAGUAAGUACAAUACCAUAUUCAUUCGUAAUUUAAGAAAACACUGCAUGUUGGACAAAAUAUUAGAAUUACCGAUAUUGUUCUGGAAUACUUCCAAAUUCGUCAAGUGUCGUUCACAUUUGUAAUUUUUAGUCGUUACUGUUUAAUUUAUCUGUGGCAGAAUUAUGUAACAGCUGCACUGCCGAUUAUUUUGAUAAAAUUCUGAUUCGAUGUACUUUUUGCAUCCUUUACGAAUUUGGAACAGUUUACUUUUAAAAGUUACAAUAUAGCAGAUGUUAUUCCUAUAACCUAAUUGAAAAUACUAAAUUGUAACUAGAUUUAAAUAUGCUUGUUGUGAAAACUCUUCUUUGCAGUUAAUAGAAAUUAUUACAUGUAUUAAAUAUUUAUUACUGUAAAUGUAUAAUCAAAUAACAAAAGGUGGUCAUGAUAUAUCCCCUAUCAUUUAAUCGUAUUGUGUUUGUUUUGUUGUUUUAUCUGUUCAUCUAACUCGAUUUUUACCAAAGAGCAAAGUUCAAAGGUUUUAUGUGAUAUUUUAUUGAGUUGGCUAUAUGUACAUCUGGCAUGUCAUAAUUUUACUUGAAUCCUGUAGUCUCCCUGAAGCUUGGAGCGCUAUUUUAUUGAUGUGGAGAACUAUCGCUAAUAUAAAUAAUACUUAGAUAAAUUAUUAUAAAUACCGAGUUAAAAGUGUGCAAUGCUGGACAUUUGCAUUACUUUUUAUGUUUAAAUUAAAUAGCUUGUACUAGUUUUAAUGAAUAUUUGAGUUGAA